Caenorhabditis elegans is the source of this 1928-nucleotide messenger RNA. It is a transcript of the gene sptl-3, whose product is annotated as Serine palmitoyltransferase 3. Bases 11 to 1549 code for a protein of 512 amino acids. Gene Ontology annotation, biological process: sphingolipid metabolic process. The record is from RefSeq and is marked reviewed. Gene Ontology annotation, molecular function: serine C-palmitoyltransferase activity; transferase activity; pyridoxal phosphate binding. Lineage: Eukaryota; Metazoa; Nematoda; Chromadorea; Rhabditida; Rhabditidae. The transcript has 10 exons.
GUUCUACAACAUGGGUGGAACCCAAAAUGGGAAAGCCGUGGCAAAUGGAAAGGCAAAAAACGGAAACAUUACGGAAAAAGUCAUCAAGUUGGAUCCAUGUCCAAAGCCAGCGUUCUACGUAUUUUGGCUUGUCCAAUUGAAUAUUACAAUGAUGCUUGUAGGAGCAAUGGUUGCCACUUUAUUCGAUAAAUGGGGAAUUGUGAAGACAAAACGAUCAAAAGGAGACCCCAGAAUGGAGAGCUUUCAACCACUUGGAAACAGUUUCGAUGCCACGUACACAGAUCAUAUCUAUCGACAAUCGACGGAUGUUGUUAAUCGGCCAAUUAGUGGAGUUCCUGGAGCAAUUGUUAGACUGAAAGAUAGAUAUACUGACGAUCAUGGAUGGACACAAAAAUACACGGGUACUGAAUCAGAAGUGAUCAACCUAGGAUCUUACAAUUAUCUCGGCUUCUCGCAUCGAUCUGGAGUAUGUGCCGAGGCAGCUGCUGCUCAUAUUGACAAGUAUGGAAUUAAUUGUGGUGGAUCUCGACAGGAAAUUGGUAACCACGUUGCACACAAAUCAGUUGAAAGUACAAUUGCCCAAUAUCUGAACGUCGAAGAUGCGAUUGUUUUCCCGAUGGGAUUUGCCACGAACUCAAUGAAUAUUCCAUCACUUGUUGAUAAAGGAUCGUUGAUUCUUUCUGAUCGCCUUAAUCAUGCUUCAUUGGUUACUGGAUGCAGACUCUCCGGAGCACAUACAGUGGUUUUUCGUCACAACGAUGCGAGUGAUUGUGAACGAAAACUGCGGGACGCGUUGUGUGGAGUUAGCCCAAAAACUGGGGAAAAAUACAAUAAAGUGCUCAUUAUUAUUGAAGGCAUUUAUAGUAUGGAAGGAACAAUUGUCAACUUGCCAGCAUUCAUUGCUGUCAAAAAGAAGUACAAUUGUUAUCUGUUCCUUGAUGAAGCACACAGUAUCGGCGCCGUAGGGCCUAGUGGAAGAGGAGUUGCCGAGUAUUGGGGAUGCAAUCCAAGAGAUAUUGAUAUUAUGAUGGGUACUCUCACGAAAUCAUUUGCAUCGGCUGGAGGAUAUAUGGGAGGAUCAAAGAAAGUCAUCGAUCACAUUCGUCGAUACUCUGCUGGAACUUGCUACGGAGUUACAAUGUCUCCACCACUUAUUGCUCAAGUCGAGAGAGCAGUUUUGAUCAUGUCUGGAAAAGAUGGUACAGAUAUUGGCCGACAGAAAGCAAUUCAACUACUCGAAAAUUCUCGAUACUUCAGAAAAGAGCUUCGUAAACGAGGAUUUUUGGUGUAUGGAAACAAUGAUAGUCCAGUUGUUCCAUUAAUGACGUUUUAUAUUACAAAAGUUGUUGAAUUUUCGCGAAGAAUGUUGAAACAUAAUAUUGGAAUUGUUGCCGUUGGAUAUCCGGCAACUCCACUUUUGGAAGCACGUGUUCGGUUCUGUUUGAGUGCCGAUCACACGAAAGAGCAUCUUGAUUAUAUUCUUGAAGCUGUAGAACAAGUUGGUAUGGAAACAGGUACAUUUUACGGGACGAAAAUCGUCGACGAGUAACAUUUUCUAGGAGUAUUUAUUAACUAUCCUCGUUAUUUGUCAGUUCUUCCCUGUUUCACUUCUACAUAUAUAUUCCCAUUACCCCAAUUCUUGCCCUUUGAAUAAUUUUUUUUCUGACUUUUAUUUUUUAUCUACCAAAAACUAUCGAAUUCCUAGGAUCUUCUUCUUAUAUAAAUUUAAAUUUUCUCUUUUUCUAUUUGUUUGUUUUAUGUAUUUUCCCAUUGUUUUUUACACUUAUUUCUUUCUAGGCAAACAAUUUUCAUGACAUUUCCCACCAAUUCUGCCUUCCUCCAACGCCAUGCAAGGCAAACUUGAAAAACAGUUUUGAAUGUAUUGAUUAUUCACAACAACAUAAAAUUUAAUAAAAAUUAUAAAUUUU